AGGAAUUAAGGACACGUCACCCGUCCACGUCGUCAGACGCGCCGCAAGACCUCGUCGGGUUCCGCUUCCCAAUUCCCUUCCCCAUCCCUCCGGCGUGAUCUCUCCCCCUCCACCGCGGCUGCGCAGCGCAACCAGAAGAACCACCGAUGGACGCCGUGGACUCCGUGGUCGACCCGCUCCGGGAUUUCACCAAGGACAGCGUGCGCCUCGUCAAGCGCUGCCACAAGCCCGACCGCAAGGAGUUCACCAAGGUGGCGGUGCGGACGGCGACAGGGUUCGUCGCCAUGGGCUUCGUCGGGUUCUUCGUCAAGCUCAUCUUCAUUCCCAUCAACAACAUCAUCGUCGGGUCCGGCUGAUUCCGUAGGUGAUGGGCCACAGAGCAAAGAGGAUGGAGUCAAUUCGUGGAGGCGGUGCCAGUUUUCUUGUCUUGAUACCGUAAAGCUAAAGCAAUUCCUUUAGGACUUCAUAUUCGAGGACAGUUUUGUUGCAUCUUCAUUUCAAACAGUUGUAUUGGUGUAUCUGGAGCAGUUGGUGCCUGAUAUUGGCUAGACCGAAAUGAAGUAGCGAGGUACAAGAAUGAAAA
Brachypodium distachyon (stiff brome) is the source of this 583-nucleotide messenger RNA. Its product is annotated as protein transport protein Sec61 subunit gamma. The transcript is spliced from 3 exons. Lineage: Eukaryota; Viridiplantae; Streptophyta; Magnoliopsida; Poales; Poaceae. Bases 147 to 356 code for a protein of 69 amino acids. Gene Ontology annotation, cellular component: membrane; Ssh1 translocon complex. Gene Ontology annotation, molecular function: transmembrane protein transporter activity. Gene Ontology annotation, biological process: protein targeting; post-translational protein targeting to membrane, translocation. The record is from RefSeq and is a predicted model, not a curated record.